Molecule: messenger RNA, 2844 nt
Organism: Leopardus geoffroyi (Geoffroy's cat)
Lineage: Eukaryota; Metazoa; Chordata; Mammalia; Carnivora; Felidae
Gene: RFXAP
Product: regulatory factor X associated protein
Exons: 7
Coding region: 1-1473 (490 amino acids)
Biological process (GO): regulation of transcription by RNA polymerase II
Cellular component (GO): nucleus
Source: RefSeq, a predicted model, not a curated record
AUGACUGGCAAGGGACUGCUGACCACCAAGGGGCUGCUGCAGUCCUCCAGGACGGCCUCUUCCAGUCGAGGGUUGCAGACAGAACUAGCUUCAAAGAUGCCCUGUAUCUACUCGUGUGGUGUGACAGUCAACAAAAGAGGUACAAAAGUGGACUUGUUACCAGGGGACUCAGUGAUUAUACUACGUACCCCACCAGACCAACAGAAUGACAAACAGCCUGUUGAGGGCUCAACUAUGGAUGCAGUAUCUUGUGGGGUUUGGGUAAAUCGGCAGCCCAGAGGCAAGUUUAAAGAGGAGAUAUUUGUAACUGCAGAGGAAGGCAUACUCUUGACAGAGAAAGCUCCUGAAGAAGCUGAAGGGAUGAGAUUGAGCCCAGACACAGUAGGUUUCAGCAAAAAAGCGCGGUCUUACCGAGCGCGCAGAGAGAGACUUCAACUGCACCCAGAGCCUCCACAGCAGCGGCGGCGCCAGCGCAGCGAAACGCAACACAGCGCCUCCAGCCAGCGCCGCAGCCGCACUUGCGCACCGGAGCCUUUUCCCCUCAGUGGUCUUUGGCUUGCGAAGUGCCGCUGGGCCCCGUAUUUGUUGAAAGGCUGGGGUCGUGGACCCCCGCAAGGUGUCAGCAGCACGGAGGUGCAGGGCGUCGUCGAGGGUGCGGGGCCGGGCGCCGCCGGUGGCGCGCUCCGCCCCGGGGCCCCCGCCACUGCUCUGGGCCAGGCCCUGGCUCCAGCCUCCGUCCCGGCCCCGGCCUCGCAGUUCACCCUGCUGGUGAUGCACCCCUGCGGAGGGCAGGACGAGUCUGCGGCGGAGGGCGUCCUCAGGCAGCCUCCGGCCCUGGGGGACGGCGCCGGGACGGGCAAGUCCAUUAGGUACCUGUGCGAAGUGGCGGGGGCUGGCGAGGAGGAGGCAGGGGAGGACGAAGCCGACCUGCUGGACACUUCAGACGCCCCGGGGGGAGGCGAGAGCACGGCUAGUUUGGAGGAUCUGGAGGACGAGGAGACACACUCGGGGGGCGAGGGCGGCAGCGGGGGAGCCCGGAGACGGGGUGGCGGCGGGGGCAGCAUGAGCAAGACCUGCACCUUCGAGGGCUGCAGCGAGACCACGAGCCAGGUGGCCAAGCAGCGCAAGCCUUGGAUGUGCAAAAAACACCGCAACAAGAUGUACAAGGACAAGUACAAAAAGAAGAAAAGUGAUCAGGCCCUGAACUGCAGUGGGGCCGCCCAGCCUGGCAGCGCGGGAAACGUCAGACUGGAGGAAAGUACAGAUAACAUACUCUCCAUUGUUAAACAAAGAACAGGAACCUUUGGGGAUCGUCCUGCAAGACCCACUCUUUUAGAACAAGUGUUAAAUCAGAAAAGACUGUCAUUACUAAGAAGUCCAGAAGUGGUGCAAUUUUUACAGAAACAGCAACAAUUAUUAAAUCAGCAAGUUUUGGAGCAAAGACAGCAGCAGUUUCCAGGAACAUCAGUGUGAAAGAAUCUAUCAAGAAGAUCUACAUGGUUUUUAUUUUGUUGUAGUAGAUGGACAUAUUUUUAUACUAAAGAUAAAUGGGGUAAGACAUGCCAGUGAAACACAUAAGCAGUUAUUUUCCUGUAAAUGUAUGUGUGCAUUUGGGGAUAAAUAAGUAUUGCACUUUGUGCAUCUAAUCCUUUCAGGUUACCGUGAAUUUGAAGAAACAGCUUAUCUUUCCAAAAUAACAUUUAAUUACAGUUGUUUUUUUAAACAAAGUGUUCCUCUUCAGUCAUAGUUACUGAAGGUAAUGGAGCAGUUACUUUCUGUGGAAGUCAAAAAGUUAAUAGAUACUAAUCUUUGGUCAUUUAAUUCAGUGGUUCUUAUCAAGGGUCAUCUGCAAAUGUAUGGAUAUGUUUUUGUUGUCACAGUGACCUUGAAAACUCCUAGUUUUUUAGUGAAUGGGUCAGGAAUGCUAAGUGUUGUAUGGUGUCUGGCAUGGUUCACAACUAAUAAUUAUCUUACCCACAAUGCCAGUAAUCGUUCUCUUAAGAUACACUGAUAGUUGUGAUACUACUUGUGAUGAUAAAAUGUAGUCAGGGCACCUAGAAUUGCAUUCUUGUAAUAACCUUUUCUUUACAGUUAAGACUGGAGCUGUCAAAGAGGUAAGCAUAUUUUAAAUGUGUAAGGAAAGUGAUCAUUGUUACUAUCUGUGAAAUUAGGAUGUGCAUUUCUUUUCAGGCAUGUGCUGCUAAAACCUAGGAGAGGGGUUAUCUAAGUACACUGGAACGAAAGCAUCUCUUCAAGUUGGCUUCUCACUUCAUGUUACCUAUUAGUAUUGAUCUCUUUUAAAGCAGACUUGUGUGUUAAAUCUGUGAACGGUAUAGAUGUAUCUCAUUCCACCAAUGUCAGGACAAAAAAAAAUUUUUUUGAUACUCAUUUUCCUUUUCAAAAAGAGAUUCUGAAAGUAAAAAUAACACUCCACCAUUUUGUCAAUGUUUUCCGAAACAGCUAAUUUAAGAUCGUAUUAUUCCUAAAGUUCACAGAAUAACGGGUAACUGGAUAGAUAACUUUUUCCUUGUAUCUUCUCCUAGGAAAAGUUUUAAAAGGCAAGCCUACCAAUAAGAGUAACCAAUCAAAUGUCAAGAGAGGAUUUCCAAUGUUAGAUAAUAAAUGUAUGUCUCUUAAGUCUAACUGCAAAAAUGUGUUUGUUUCUUGGGUUUUAAGCCCUGAAAUAUGUAUCCAGUUAAACUUAGUCAUGGCUGUUUUAAGAAGUACUUAAGGAGAGAAAGAAUAUUUUUGUUUAUUUUUUAUGUGUGGUUUAUACCUGCCUAUCUGUGCAAAAAUAACAGAUUUCACCAAAAUUAUUCAUUAAAGCCCAGUUGUUGACCUUUG